CCAUCACUGGAAAGACCUUUCGUUUGACUUGAAUGGUGAAUGAAGUACACUAAUUUCUAAAAACGUAAAAUGGAGAAUAAAGACGACAAAGUUAAUCCAGUGCUUUUGGUUCGUGUGACUCCCAGCACAACGCCGCUAUUUGACGAGGUUGAGAUGGAGCCGGCUUCAGCCAGUGUAAUAGAUCUAAAAGUACCAAAUAAAGGCAAAGACACCGACUCUACCAAAUCCGGCGUGGUUCCCAGCGUCGAAGUCGAGAAUCGUGAACAAUGGGGAAAGAAAAGCGAUUUCCUGCUUUCUUGUAUUGGUUAUGCUGUUGGCCUGGGCAACAUUUGGCGUUUUCCCUACCUGUGCUAUCAGAACGGCGGAGCAACAUUUCUCAUCCCCUACUUCCUUGCUCUUAUUUUCAAUGGGAUACCAUUGUUUUAUAUGGAGCUUGCCAUUGGCCAGUACCUUAGUUUGGGACCAAUUGGUGUAUGGACUGCUAUCUGCCCUAUGUCGAGAGGUAUUGGUUUUGCAAUGAUAACAAUAUCAUUUCUGGUUAGUGUAUACUACAACAUCAUUAUAGCUUGGUGUUUGCUGUUCCUUUGGAACUCAUUCCGUGCUGAUGUGCCUUGGAAAACAUGUGGUAAUGAAUGGAACACUSAUCUUUGCCGAACAGAGAGAUAUGGCAAUGUCUCCAUAAAUUGUACUAACUUAGGACUGGCUGCAAACUGUACACCACUGUUUAAAUCCCCRCCAGAGGAGUUUUUCAACAACAAGAUUCUCCAUAUUAGUGAUAGUAUUGGAGAUCUUGGUGAGAUUCGCUGGGACCUUGUAGUUUGCCUGAUCCUAGCCUGGGUUAUGAUCUAUUUCUGUCUUAUGAAGGGAGUCAAGAGUUCUGGAAAGGUUGUGUAUUUCACUGCUACAUUUCCCUACAUUGUAUUAGUCAUACUGUUCUUCCGUGGAGUAACACUUGACGGUGCUGUUGAUGGUGUACUCUUCUAUGUAAAUCCUGACUUGGAGAAGCUUGCUGAUCCACAGGUUUGGGUGCGUGCUGCUACACAAAUCUUCUACUCACUAGGGGUAGGGUUUGGCUCAUUGGUUGCCUUUGGUAGCUACAACAAGUUCCAUAACAAUGUUCAAAGUGAUGCCCUUCUUGUGUCGCUCAUCAACUGUGGCACAAGCUUCUUUGCUGGUUUUGUGAUCUUCAGUGUGAUGGGAUUCAUGGCUUUUACAUUGAAUACAACUGUUGAUAAAGUAGCAGCAAGUGGUCCUGGUUUAACAUUUGUAGCCUACCCAGAAGCCAUAGCUCAAAUGCCUGUGUCUACACUAUGGGCAAUUCUGUUCUUCUUCAUGAUCCUCACACUGGGUCUUGAUAGUCAGUUCGCCAUGGUGGAAUGUGUGAUCACAGGACUAACAGAUGAAUAUCCUAAAUUCUUAAGAAAGUAUAAAUGGCUGAUGUUGAUCUUCAUGUGUGUUGUGAUGUUCCUAUUGGCUAUUCCAAUGUGCGCAGAGUUCAUCAUCGUUUCUCAACUUGUUCUGUGGAGUGGAGUGAGCUACAACAAGCAACCSUACCMWGCCUGGGCUGAAGUUGUUGGAUGGCUGCUAGCGUUUAUGUCUAUGACGUUUAUUCCUGUGUUUGCUGUUAUUCAGUUCUACAAAGCUAAAGGAGCAACUUGGGCAGAGAAAUGGAGGAAUGCCCUUCUACCUAAUGCAGAGGUUUUCCGUGAAGUAGAGGAACGUCAAGGAGUAAAACCUAAAGACGAAGUGAUUCCUUAAACAUUGCUUGAUUUGAAAUGAUAAAAGAACAAUAGACGAGACGAUAGACGAUCAUCCAACUWAACGACUAGCUGCAGUCUGCUAUGAUUCAAUCAAUCGAAGCGUUUAUUUAUUACAGAUGAAGACGUUGAGCCCCCCGUAAACAGUCAACAGACUUGUGUUCAGGUGUACAACCAGGGGGAUGCAUUUUGAUAUUUUAUUAUUUUAAUAUUAGUAAUUUAUAUUCCAGUAUGGACGAAUUGCCAUGCGGAUGUUCAGAGACAAAUAAAGUAUUAAGCCGUGGCAGAAUGUUCAACUUUACUGUUGUGUACCUCUAAGCCUCGGUUSAAUGCUUUGUUCGUCCUGGACCUGUGUAUGGAAUAUUGCAGAAUACUGUACAGCUAUUUUUGAAAAUUUUGUUCCGUUUAAACAUACACUUUUUUAAACUUAUGGCUCUCAAGAAGUUUUCACGGUGAGCCGUGAGAAAUAUUUGAAUGAAACCUUAAUAGCCGAUUUGCAUUAUGGCGUUAUUUACUACAACUACCAGAAUGCUUUGCCAACUUUAUUUUGUAAUGCAAUUAGUGCCAAUUGCUUUAUUAAUCUCCAAGGGGAUUAAAAAUCUGAAUGACAAUAAAAAUGCGCAAGGCUGUCUGGUAGUUGUAGUAAAGUUACGUCAUAAUGCAAAUGGCCUAUUAAACCGCCGGGGAUCGUAAUUACCAUCAUUCUCUAGGUGGACAMAAUUUUCGAGAGAAGCUGUAAAUAAUGUCAUAGAUGGCUUUUAUUUUAUACACGACAAUUUUUUGCGUAUUUUGAGCUCCUUACCAUUACUCGUAGUUUUUGUGCGUACAUGUUCCUCUWAUUGGGAACGUUUGUUUUUCGGGGAAAAACUGUGUCAUGAUUCUGUUUUAGGAUAACUGUGAUACUUCACAUCGCGACAGUGUUUCCGGUAAGCGUUUCUCAGAACAGUUUUUAUAGUACAGUUUUUAUGGCACAAUUAGUUUUAUCCUCGAGCUUAUGGAAUCAAAACGAAGGCUCAAAAUACCAACAAUACCUUGUUGUACUACAGAUUCUAUGAACUAAUAGUAUCGUAUGUUCGCCCRAGUAAAUGGGUUGCCAAAGGAGCUUUUUUUAUUCUCCUUGCAAGGAGGCUAGAGCAUUUUAAUAAUGCUUUAAUUUAUUCACUUGUAUCUAUAGCAGCAAAAAACAUAAUUAAGAAAUAUGUGAUCAAGAACACACAGGCCGAGAUUUGCACUGUGAUUUAUUAAUUUUAUUUUGCCAAUAGAAGUUAAUUGCAACAUGGAGGGCAUUGUGCUAUGGUAGUUGCUAUGGUAGUUGCCCCUGGAAAAACAAAUAGUCGCCCGAGAACUCAGACCUUGAACUUUUGAGGAAUAUUUAGAUUUCAAUGGCUAUCACAGCAUAAUGCCCGAGAUUUAAACUGCUCUAUUGUUUUAAUACUCAACAACAAAAUGUUCUGAAGAGGCGUUCUCUAUGCACCAAUAGUGCCCCUCCUAUACGGACACUAUCGMGUCACGUGAUUGUCUCUCGACCAAUGAGAACGGAGGAAAAUUUGUUGUUGAAUUAUCACUGCACUCACUGGUGAGUGGUGAAUAUAUGUAACGAUGAUUUUUAUUUUAUUUGUGUUCUUUAAAUCGAGCAAAAAGGAAGAAUUAACCAGAGUUAUUAUAUACAUAUGUAAAAUUUGAUCUUUUUUAAUAGACGUGCAUUCUGAAAUUCUAUGAUAAUGCAAAUAACUAUGAAUAAAGUAGUAUUUAUUGUCAAAAAUAUUUGUUUUUUAUACACUAGUCAAUUGAAACCCCCGCCCCCGGGGWAUACCGGGGAAUUUAACGUUUGAGUUGUGUUAAAAUGAAACAUCUCCCCCGGUAGUCGGUGGCACAUUCAUUGUAAAAUACCCUCUACUGGGAAAAAAAAAAGAACAGGUUUGAAUACCUAUUCUUCAAGGGUAUUUUUUAAGAUGKUCGACCUCYAGUUUCCAGCCUCAUACAUGCUCAAAGCGCGUCAAAGUCCCCGCUCUUUGCUCCGCUUCGAAAUCCCGACCCCCUGGGCAAUCUUACUGUUAAAAGCACGUUGAAAACGCGUCACGUCCCCUUUCAGUGCCCCGUUAGCCCCGGGGGUCGGGGGUUUCAAUUGACUAGUGCAUUACGUUUGUGUUCGUAUAAAUUGUGUUAAAACCUCAAAAUACCAUAUCUGUAAGAUUACCAUAUAUAGUUAUUAUGCGAAAGGUG
This is a messenger RNA of Exaiptasia diaphana, 3980 nucleotides long. Its product is annotated as sodium- and chloride-dependent GABA transporter 1. The record is from RefSeq and is a predicted model, not a curated record. NCBI's taxonomy places the organism in Eukaryota, Metazoa, Cnidaria, Anthozoa, Actiniaria, Aiptasiidae. Gene Ontology annotation, biological process: sodium ion transmembrane transport. Gene Ontology annotation, cellular component: membrane.